Messenger RNA from Lachancea meyersii CBS 8951, 1761 nucleotides. Lineage: Eukaryota; Fungi; Ascomycota; Saccharomycetes; Saccharomycetales; Saccharomycetaceae. The record is from the annotation of a GenBank genome assembly.
AUGCAAAAUAUGUAUCAAAACCCCACCGCUUUUGCGCAGCAAAAUGCAUUAGAAAGAAGAGUGAAGAUAAGUGUAAAGGGCUGGCAGAAUGCCACCAGACAAGACCUUGUGAGCUUUGUGAGCCGCAAGACAAGAAUCGCUAUCGUAGACUCGUCAGUAGAGGGUAAUUUGGUGAUAGGUUACGUUAAUAAUCAGAACGAAGCACAGUCUCUUCUGAAUUGGAAUGGUGUUCGUUUCGCAGGUAACGCUUUGAAAUUUGAAAUACUGGGUAAUGGUGGUGGAGAUGCCGGGACUUCCAAAACUAUCGUGCUUUUGAAAUCUUUCCUCUUUAAGCGGUAUAGUCCUCAGACCAAAAUGCUAGACCUGGGCAAUCUUCGGAAUGACCCUGACCUGGCCACCAACGGGCUGUUUUCUUCGCAGACCACACAGUCCAAGAUUUUCCCGGCUAUGAUGAAACUGGCCUCCAAAGAAUCUCAGCUGGUGGUCGAGUCCAUAAACUUGUCAGAUAACGAGUUGAAAGAUCUAAACAUGAUCUCCUGUUUGGCGCAAACGUAUCCUAACCUAAAAAACCUGUGCCUAGCAAACAACCAGAUUUCGCGGUUCCGCGCGCUCGAGGUAUGGAAAAACAAAUUCAAAGAGUUGCGGGAGCUUCUAAUGAUGAACAAUCCCAUCACUACGGAGCCUCUGUAUCGAUCAGAGGUGCUAAGGCUUUUCCCAAGGCUUGUCAUUCUGGAUAACGUUGUAAUCAGGGAUGAAACCAAACUCCAACAGGUGUUCUCGAUACCCAUGAAGUUACAACAAUUUUUUUUCGAGACCAACGAUCUCGGACAGUCUUCCAUAGAUUUCGUGACCAACUUCCUCACACUAUGGGACACUAAUAGAAGCCAGUUGAUGGCUCUAUACACGCCACAGUCUCAGUUUUCCGUGGCAAUUGACUCUUCGGUACCUGCGUCCAGUGUGCCCAACGCAGAUCAAAAUCCGACUUUCGGUUACUAUCUACCUCUCUCACGGAAUUUGACCAAGAUUUCGAGUGAGCGGACUAAAGAGCAAAGGCUCGCAAUGGGUCAAGAGGCUAUUGACAAAAUUUUCAAGUCUCUGCCCAAAACUAAACACUUUCUUCAAGAGCAGGCGUCGAGCUACUCAGUCGAAGCCUUCUCAUAUCCUCAAGUUCAGGGUUUCACAAUUACGCUACAUGGGUUUUUCGAAGAAUCCGCAGCCCCUGAAAUAGACGCCAACAAAUCCACUCCCAACUCGGCCGGCGGAAGGAAUAGACGUUUCAAUCAUGGCCACGGCAAUACUCCCAACAAACUUGCAAAAAGAUCAUUCGAUAGAACAUGGGUCAUCGUGCCUUCCCAGGGCACUGUUAUUGUUGCCUCAGAUCUUUUGACUAUAAGACCCUUCGUGGAUGGAUCUUGGAUUCCUCAGCAAGUGCAGCCAGAACCGGUUCUAGCUCAAGGACAAUCACCCCUAUCCCCGCUGGGACCACAAGGCGUACAACCCAUAACCCAGCCACAAAUUCAACCCGUUAUUCCCGGAGUUCCUGUACAAGGAGUGGCUGUUACUCCUCUCAUAUUACCACCUGAUGUUCAGGCAAAGCUCAAUCCGCUUCAACUCGAUCUUCUCAACAAAAUCCAUCAAGAAACCAAGCUCAAUGCUGAGUUUACUUACUUGUUGGCGGACCAAAGUGGUUGGAAUUUCGAUGUUGCCAUGAAGGGGUUCCGUGAAAGUGUAAAUAACAUUCCUCGAGAAGCCUUCGUUUGA